AUGGCCAGAGUACUCGAGAUGAGAUCGCGGAGUGGGAGAGGAAGAUGGACUCAUCCAAAUUCGAGCUUGGCAGUGAGACACAGAGUCUCGAGACCGGGUUCAAAGGGAGACCGAUCCAAGAGAUGGCAGUAUCAACCUUCGAGAGCUAUCCGACCUUUCAGAUCUCGUGCCGUGGGCAGGCUAUGGCGCGGUGGGGCUUUGCCGGUGGGGACAGCUCCGGUGAUAUCGUCAGCAGAAGACGACCUUUUCGGUAGAGAAACUAAGGCCAAUAUCGAAGCAGCAGACAAGAAGCUCCGAGAGGCUGGGAUGGAGAGUGGUGGUGGAGAUGGGGAGAGUGUAUCCGGCGGGUCCGGUGGCUCAGGGGCUUCGAUGGUCGAAGAGAGUUCAUCAGCAUCGUAA
Messenger RNA from Arabis nemorensis, 399 nucleotides. Lineage: Eukaryota; Viridiplantae; Streptophyta; Magnoliopsida; Brassicales; Brassicaceae. The record is from the annotation of a GenBank genome assembly.